Molecule: messenger RNA, 11931 nt
Organism: Acanthopagrus latus (yellowfin seabream)
Lineage: Eukaryota; Metazoa; Chordata; Actinopteri; Spariformes; Sparidae
Product: msx2-interacting protein
Exons: 14
Coding region: 1762-11049 (3095 amino acids)
Biological process (GO): regulation of transcription by RNA polymerase II
Cellular component (GO): nucleus
Molecular function (GO): mRNA binding
Source: RefSeq, a predicted model, not a curated record
CACCUAAACACAUAGUGGGGGUUAUUCUUCAGGGAUAUGUGCCUCAAGGGGGUCACACAAAGGUAAUUAGGGAUCGUUCCACUUUUCAUCAUAAGUGACUCGCCUUUCCCAUGGGAUCUAAGUAAAUUAACUACACAUUAUCAUUUGGUAAGGUAACUAAAUCAAGGUUUGACAUCUGGUUUGGAUAUUACAUCUGCAAGGAAUAUCCUGGUGAGUUUUGGAUUUAUUACAUUUUGUGGGGAACUACCUUGGGGAGCUUUUGGAUAUUUUUAAAAACAUUUUUCUCCUAAAAAUCGGAUCUAACCUUGAUUUUUACUUGGAAUCGCCUUAAACUGGAAGUAAAUCCCUGUUAUGAAGGAUGUACUUUUCUUUGAAGAAUCCAUUCAAAUUACUUAGAGGAUCUCCCAUCUUGGGUUGUCAAUUGUUUUUUCCUCUUGGCAACAGCUGAUGGUUGGACUACUUUUACCAUUUUUUUGCAUCUGUGGAUAUGGCCUGCACUGGAUUAAAGUUUUUGAAGAAGUCGAUGAGAGAACGUUUUUACACUUCACAAGAAAAACAAAUAUAAUGUGCAUUUCCUAGGCUAUCUCAGUCAUUUUAGGAUGAGAUUAAGUAUUUAUAAUUAACACAUGUUGUCCCAGUUAUGGAAGCUCUACCAAGAAGACUUUGCAAGAACACCCAGGAUCCAAACAACCAACCAGCAAAGUUUGUGGAGCUAUUCUUGUUUUGGAUAGAUGGCCAUGAAGACGCAUGAAGACCGCAUAGUUGGGAUGUACACCCCUGGAUGUAUGCACUACCCGAUACCCCAUGUUGGAUGUACUGAUGUGGACCCUAGUAUGGAUAGGUGUAGCUGCCAUGCUUUGGGAUUACUCGAGAGUGGAUGUAGCUGUGUGAAGCCUCAGUGAGUAGAAGAGCGCUCCAAGUAUGUCAAAGAGAGCUGAAGAGAACUUUAUCAAAGGAACUUGAAAUGUAACUGCAAAAAGAAGACACCUUUUGCAUAAGUAGACCUGAUAAUAUCCAUGGAUUGUGGAAUUAUGUCAUCCUAUGAGCCCAUGAGGAUUUUAUUCCCUGUGAUCGUAGUGUCUGCGAGUCUACAAGCUUGUGUGAUGUUAACGUUCACCAGUGGAAUAAAUUUUUUUUAACCUUUUUUUAUUUUCACAUGAAGCCUAAUUAUUGGAACAUACCACUUCAUCAUACCACAAGACAAGACUGAUCCAGUCGGAUGUAUUUUCCUUUCGGGCAUCAGUUUACUGGUAUAAACAACCUGGAAUGCGCUGAAUUACACUGAAGUUCAUCAUCUUUUUCUUUUUUUUAAUCCAUAUUUAUUUAUUCAGAUCUCAUCUUCCUAUAGCGUUUUUUGCACCACAUGUCGUGAAAUCCAUAAAAAGGUCCAUUUCUGUGAUUGUUUUGUUUUUUUUCCUUUUCCAUCCAGUGAAGAGAAAUAAGUAGCCUAACUGUGGAUUAUACCUCAACAAUCUACUGGCCUGGUGCUCCACAGUAUUUGAAGAUUACGUGCAGUGCGAUUCAAGAGAACCGUUUUUUGCCUAAUUAGAUCAAUUGAUUUUUCCCCUUGGUUUUUCAUUCGGGCUCUCACAUUCUGACCACCUAGAUUUUAUUUGGAUUAGAUUCGGUAACUUCUUUCCAAAAAGUAGCUCAGAGACCCGUGAACGUGCAUAUGAUCACAGCCCAUAUGGACACCAUGAGCGCAGCGGCACUUUCGACAGACAGCGUCACUACAACGCUGAUUAUUACAGAGAUCGCUCAAUGUUUGCUGCUGCUGGCCCAGGGAGCAGUGCUAUUGCGGGAAGCUUUGAGGCAUCGGACCCACAUUUUGACUCUAGAAUUCGAGACCCCUUUACUCUUACUAAUUCGACACGACGGGACCCAUACAGAGAUGACAGAGGACGACGUGUUGAUAGAACCUACCAUCACCGUAGGAGUCGAUCAUCUCAUUCCUCUGCGUCAAGGCACCCAUCCCCACAGCGGACCACGGGACAAACCCCCAAAACUUCUCAUUCCCCUAAAAGAGCUCCUUUGUCCCCUGGAAGAGGCCCGCGAUCUCGAUCCAGGAGCAGAUCUUCAAGCUCUGAUUCUGUCAGUAGCACUAGCAGCACGGGCAGCGGCAGCGAUUCGAACAGCAGCUCAAGUGAUGGGUCUCGUGCACGUUCUGUACAGUCGUCAGCUACACACGCACCUAAUCAGUCAUCAAUGGUGCUUGAUUCAGAUGAGCCACGCAGGAGUUUUGGAAUUAAAGUACAAAACCUACCAGUGCGUUCCACAGACACAAGUUUAAAAGAUGGACUUUUCCAUGAAUUCAAGAAACAUGGCAAAGUGACCUCAGUCCAGAUCCAUGGGGCGUCAGAAGACCGUUACGGUUUGGUGUUCUUCAGACAGCAGGAGGAUCAAGAGAAAGCCCUUACUGUGUCCAAAGGGAAGCUGUUCUUUGGCAUGAUGAUUGAAGUAACUGCCUGGAAUGGUCCUGAAACAGAGAGUGAAAAUGAGUUCAGGCCCUUAGAUGGACGGAUAGAUGAGUUCCAUCCAAAGGCCACAAGGACACUGUUUAUUGGCAACCUUGAGAAGACCACCAGUUAUCAACAACUCCUUGACAUUUUUCAGCGCUUUGGAGAAAUUGUGGACAUCGACAUCAAGAAAGUAAAUGGAGUUCCCCAAUAUGCUUUUGUGCAGUAUUCUGAUAUAGCCAGUGUCUGCAAAGCCAUUAAGAAAAUGGAUGGAGAGUAUUUGGGGAGCAACAGACUGAAGCUUGGGUUUGGGAAAAGUAUGCCCACAACUUGUGUCUGGCUAGAUGGCCUGGCAACCAGUAUUACAGAGCAAUACCUCACUCGGCAUUUCUGUCGCUAUGGACAUGUAGUUAAGGUUGUGUUUGAUAGACUGAAAGGGAUGGCCCUCAUUUUGUACAACAACACAGAUUUUGCCCAGGCAGCUGUAAGGGAGACCAAAGGCUGGAAGAUUGGUGGCAACAAAAUAAAGGUGGAUUUUGCGAGCCAAGAGAGUCAGAUGGCAUUCUAUCGAUCUAUGCAGACAUCUGGUCAAGACAUUAGAGACUUCUAUGAAAUUCCUCCUGAACGAAGAGAGGAGCGCAGACCUCCAUACCACGAAUUUACUGCAGAAAGGGCUUACUAUGAGAAUAUACGAACCCCUGGCCUCUAUCCAGAGGAUGCUCGAAGAGACUAUGCUGCUCGCAGCAGAGAACGUUUUCCUGAACUGGAACACUAUCAGGGGGAUCACUUUGACCCUCGUUACCAUGAAGACCCAAGAGACUACAGGGAUUACAGAGACCCAUUUGAGCAAGACAUUCGAAAAUACACAUAUAUUCAAAGGGAGCGAGAAAGAGAACGAGAGCGCUUUGAGGCUGACCGCAGCAGGUGGAGCCCUUCACACCCAAGACGACCUGUUACUCCGACAGUAUCGCCUUCACCAUCUGAGCGGGCUCCCAGAGACUCAGAACGACGGGUUUACAGCCAGUCCUCUGAGCGAAGUGGAAGUGUGAGCUCAAUGUCACCACCACACUUUGACAAAUCUGAAAAGACCCUGCUGGAACAUGCCUCAAAGAGUGACAAGAGUGAGAAGAGCAGUCAACCAGAUCGUGUGGUAGGUGCUGAGAAGACCAAACGUGCAAAACGAAAAGAGAAAGGUGACAAAGACAAAACUGAUAAGGUUAAAUCAAGGAAAGCAAAGGGGCAGUCCCCAUCCAACCCACUGCCAGAAUCAGAGCUUGAGGCCAGUUUUGAUGGUACGCCUGGAAGAGGAAGGGGAUCAGACCAAGACACUCAUGAGAAGCAGAAAGGCAAGGGGGAUGGUGACUCCCUUACUGCAAAUCCGUUGUCAACUGCCCAUCAUGACUCUGUAAAAAGUGAAAGAUCUGAAAUGAGUAAAAGUGAGAAUUCAGACAUGGAUGGAAAAAGUCGACUCAAGAAACAUCUGAAGUCUGAUACUGGAAAUGAUGGGAAAGAUUCAUCUGUGGAUUCAGAUCGCCUUGCUGCAAGAAAGAGGCGCUUUGCUGAAUCUGGGGGAAGAACUAUUCGCCAGAAAAGGAGUAGGCAUGAAGAAGAGGAUGGUAUUCACUCCUCUGACUUUGGCCCCAGUGCCACAUAUUUGAAAGAGGCAGAUACUGACAAACACAAAGACUCCCAGCGGAGAGAUUCAAGACCCAAAACUGAUAAAAGUGGCACUCAGAAGGACAGUCAAGAGGAUGUCAGAGGACAAAGAGAGAAAUCGGAGGGAUCUUUGGACCCAGUGGAGUCAAAACGACAUCCAGGGCACACUUCAUCCAGAGGGUUUUCCCACGAGGGGAUUACAGACCAAAGCAGUAUCAGAGAGCAAGAACACCAAGCUGCUUUCAAAUUUUGUGCUCAGAAUGCUGACACUGACAAAAGUGCUAAAAACAAAGAGGACCAUGUUGACAUUGACCUCUCUCAAAGUUACCGCAAGCAAAUGGAGCAAAAUAGACGAUUGCACCAGCAGCAACAGCAGCGCGAGUCUGACAAACCUGACAAACCAGUAAGUCCCCAAGGAAGUGAAAUGGAUGACUUGGAACAUCGUAGUCUUGUGCAUGAGGUUGGAAAACCACCUGAGGAUGUCACAGAUAAUUUUCCAUCUCACAAACUAAAGAAACUAGAAUUUGACACCGACAUGGGGAUUAAGAGGGAACGUGUCUACAGGAGCUUCAGACAAAAAAGCGAAGAUCCUGACUGGAACAACACCGCCUCUCCUGGUCAUCAGCACUUCCCUCACCAUGUAGAUGAGGACUUUGUGGAUCCUUGUCAGAAGGAGUUGAGUAGAAAUGAAGAAAAAAUUCACCCAGAUCUGGAGCUUUUAGUUAAAAGGACACAUAACACACAGGUAAACAAGCAAAACACGCCUGUACUUAGUGUGGAAGAAGAGCAACAAAAGAGAUGGGAGAGCAGAGUGAAACAAGACUUGUUACCUGACCUGAACUUUUCUAGAAGUCUUAGUAAAAACAUUCACAAUCGCAAACAUUUGGAAUAUGGUAUCUGGCAUGACUUGGAGCCGGGAGAAGUACGAUCUGACCCUGAGGAUGACAGAGAGACCAAACCCCGCUCUCCCAUGCCCUCAACAUCUAUGCCUUUUUCUGAAAGGCCAAGGGUUGACAGGUUUUCAGACCCCAAACUAGCACACCUCGAAAGGAACAAAUUCUAUUCCUUUGCACUUGAUCAGACCAUCACACCUGAUACGAAGGCUCUGCUUGAGCGUGCAAAAUCUCUGUCUUCUUCCAGAGAAGAUAACUGGUCAUUUUUAGAUUAUGAUUCUCACUUUGCAAGCUUACGUAACAGAAAGGACACUGAGAAGGUAGAAGCAGCACCGCGACCAACACCCUCCUGGUACAUGAAAAAGAAAAAGAUUCGAAGUGGAUCUGAAGACAAACUUGAUGACAGGAAGGAGGAGCCUAAGCCUGAGGAACCAGAACGCAGGGAACUGUUUGCUUCCCGCUUCCUUCACAGCCCCGUCUUUGAGCUGGACUCUCGACGACUUCAACACUUGGAACGCAAACAUGAAGAACCAGAGUCUACACAAAACCAGCCACCUGGUCAGCAAGUGACAGUUGAUGGUGAACCUGACUCAGGGCCAGUUGUUCUUUUCCAUAGUCGUUUUAUGGAACUCAUGCGACUACAGCAACAGAAGAAUAAAAUCCAUCAACUGCAAGAGGCAAAAGCUGACAUGGUGCUCAUGGAUGAGAGUAAAGUGGAAAAAUCACCUGUUCAAGAGCAACCAGCUUUGCAGUCAUCUGAAACAACAGAAUCAACCAUGGAGCCAGAAAUUAAACCUAUUAGUCCUGCUGAGACCCUGAUUUCUGAACCUCAGCUCACAUCUACUUCUGUCCCCCAAUCUCUAGUCAAGGACAUUCCACCACCAGAAGAUAAAUGUGUUGCUUUAAAUCCUGCCCCUGAUCCUUGUCCCUCUGGGUCUGUCAUAAAAGAAGAGGCAAAGGAUGAUGCAAAAGAAAAUGAAUCUGUCGCACCUGUGCACCACCCACAAACUGAGACAUCACCUGACUCUCAAAAUGCACCAAUGAUAGUACCUGAACCCAGUUACUCAGUGGAUGGAACUAAUCUUUCUCCGUCUAAAGGGAAACUAGAAAUUAUUGCUGAGGAUGUAAAACCUUGCUCUACAGAAAAACCAUGUCGCCGUGAUUCUCAUGAGUUUGUUAGCAGUUCAGAUGCAGAGCUGGAGCCUGAGAGCACACAAACAGAAGUGCCUGAAGCCAGUAGUAGUCUCAUACAACCUAGUCUGGCAGAGGAAGUGGAUUUUGUCAAGAAAGAGUCCCAGUCCACUUCUAGAACAAUAGCUGAGCCUGAGGUAGAGAAGAAACCUCAAAUUAGUAAAGGGCAGACGCCUAGUGAUAAUGACACAAUUGAUGAGCCAAUCUCACCUCAAAAAGAGCAUAAAACAAAAGAAAUGAAAAAUAAAAAGGGCAAACAAUCCCCUGCUCAAAUUGCUCCAGUUCCUGUCAUGUCUGCCUCUGGUUCUGAGAAACAAGCAACACGCAAGAGUGAGCGCAUUGACAAAGAGAAGCUGAAACGUGGCUCAUCUCCUAGAGCUGACUUGAAGUCCACAGGCAAAUCUCCUAUUCAUGGAUCAGAUCCUGAUACACUGGAGCAGAGUAUACCGUUAGGCAGAGCAAGACGAAGAAAUGUUAAAUCUGUGUAUGCCACCCCAGUUGAAGAUGACGCACCUAUUCGUCCUGGAAAGGAAAUGACAGAGUCGCCACGCUCUGCACGAAAGCGAGCCACAGACAAAGACGCAACACAACAACAAAAUAUCGAACAGGAUCCACCUGCCCCUGCCCCAGCCCCUACAACUAAACGCGGGCGCCCUCCCAAGAAUCGCAGACAAGGUGACGACAGUUCAGCUGCUAAAGUAGAAAAAUCAAAAAUUGACAACAAAGACACUGAUUCAAAUGAAUCAGAAAGUGGUGAACGAAUUCCCAGAGUGUCAAAAGGGAAAACAUCCCCUCAUGGCACAAAAAGUUUAUUGAAUCAGAUGUCCACAGUACUGGGAUCUGGAUCAACUAAGAAGGGGGAAAAACCUGAAGCGACUGAGGAUGAUGAUCAGGAUAUGGAUUUCACAGAUGAGGAUCCCUUGGCUUUGCAAGAUUCAUCAAGUUCAUGUAAAGAAGAUCCAUUAGUCAAAGUUGACCAAAAGAAGGAGGAGAAAGACAAACAAGGAAGAGAAUCAGGCAGAGAGAAGGAUUGUGAGGGUAAAUCCAAUGGGAAAGAGACAGAUUCCCUAGUCUUAGAAGAGAAACCCGCCUUGGAAAAAGAAAGGAUUGUUAGAGGAAAAACCAAGUUGACAAGAAAUCCUAAAUCUCCUGUCCUCAAGAACCUCAAAAUCAGACUAAAUGUCACAGAAGUUAAAGAACUUCUUCAGUUGGGGGAUGAUGAGCUUGGGAAUCAAGAGGAUUCCACAAAAAAGUCAGGUGGCAGUGAGCAAAGUGAUGACGUUUCAAAGUGCACUAAUACUAACAGAGGAAGCUCCAACAAUUUAGAAAAGGAAAAUGCUGCUUUGGAAAUAAAGGAACUCCCAGAAGCACCAGUAAGUGUCAUUUCACAGGAGCUGGAACUGGAGCAGGCCGUGGAGAACAUUGCUAAAUUCACCGAUCCAGCUUUUCCAACAGAACCACCAACUCCACCUGUCCCACCUACAGAAGUAAGAAGUGACCCAGAGGAAGAAAAACCGCCUUAUCCUGCUAGUGAGACAGAACUUAUGGCGGCUAUUGACUCAAUAACUGCUGGGGAAGCAACUGUAUCCUUACCUCAAGCACCUCCACCAAGUACAGAUGUAGGUUCAGAAUCUGAAAUGCAAGACUUCAUUCAGCCUGCCAAAGAAGAAGAACCUGAAACAAAUACACCUGCUAUACAGGAGGAACCUGUCUUCCCAACCACACCCAAAAAGGGAACCAAGGGAAGACCUAAAACACCUAAACGUCCUAAAGCCCAAAAGCAAGCUAAAAAAGAUGUAAAGGAAGAAAAUGUAAUAACUGAGGAAUUGACAACUCCCCUAACAGAUAGCACUGCUUCGACUGAGAAGACUAUUCCUGAAACAACUCCAUCAUCAGCAACUGCUGCGGUAAUUACUCCUACUACUUGGAAGUCAGAACCUGAGCCUUCAGCUGUCAAGGAUAAAGAAACAAAUGCCGAGCCAGAGUCUUCAGAAGAACACGUUCAACAUUUUAAAUCUGUUAUUCCCCUAUCUAAGAGUCCAAUAUGCCCAAAGCCUCAACAGGUGCCGCCUGAGUGCAUCUCUCCUUCCCUGUCUCCACUCGCUAACAGGCCAAAUAUCAGACCGACCCCCCCAACAAUAAGAAAUCCUGUUUCUCCUCCAGAUUGGCGUCACCAGUCUAAGGAUACUGCAGUCUGCUCUUCACCUGUUAUGCCUUUGGCAUCCAAGGAAAACCAGCCUUUACCCUCAGACUCUGAAAACAUGGUUAUUGAUCAUGGAACAAGUGACUUGAGACAGAUUCUUAUGAAACACAAAAACAUAUCACUGCCAGGAAGUAGUCCUAUUCCUGGUAAUCUACUCACCCUUCGAGAUCAGAACCCCUCUGAAAGUAAUACUCCAUCAGCUGUAGUGCCAAAUAAGUCACCACUAUCUGAUGGUAGAAUGCCAGCUCAUCCAGUUCCAUCUGUUGUUCGACCCCCAGCCUCUCUACCAUCUCCUGAGACGAAGUCUGUAAUCUCUGUUAUUGCAUCCACUGCAACCUCUGUUAUCAGUCGUGUUUGCAACCCUCCUGAGCCUGAGGACAAAGUUAACAUAAAUAUUGCAAACCCCUGUGUGGACAUGGCUCUGCCCAAACCGACCUAUAGGCCCAGCAAAGACGAUACUGGAUCAUACCAUGGGCAGCCGGUUGGUGAUGAGGUGGGAAGUGCUGCACGCUUCAUUGUUGAGAGCCCCAAUCUUGGUUCAGGAUCUUGCCCAGGUCUGAGAGUAAAUACAUCUGAAGGAGUGGUAGUGUUGAGCCACUCAGGCCAGAAAACAGAGGGACCACAGAGGAUAAGUGCAAAAAUAAGUCAGAUCCCACAAGCAACAGCAGGUGACAUGGAAUCUCAGCAGUUAGUAUCCAUGCCCCAGAUAAAACAGGAAAUGUAUGGCCACUCUCAUUCAGCACUUCAAAAGGGGCCUUCAUCACAGACAGAUCAUGGGCAUCCUGGUAAGAUGCAGUCAACUUUGUCUUCUAUUAAACAAGAAAGCACUGGUUUAGAAAAGAUGGAGUCUGUUUACCAAUCUGGACCUCAAGGAGUAGUGAAGCGUCUCACACAGGGUAACCAGCAAGUAAUGAGCUACCAUCAAGAGUACAUGCCUAUAAAGCAUCAAAAGAAGAUGGACAGCGUUGAUUCUCACAGUACUGAUGGAGCUAAACCAUCUUGGACAGCCACUAUAAGUCCGGCAAUAAGCCCUCAUUUGCCCUCUCCACCUGGCAACCAUGUAGGUUUUGUUACAACAGCUGGUGACAGAGCUCCCUCACAUAUCAGUGGAAUCAAACAAGAGCCACGAUCCCCUCGCAAGUCGGGUCAUCCGCACUCUCCCUUUACUAAAGUGUCCUCGCCCAUAGGAUCCUCAUCACCCAAGGGCAUACCAGUGAUGCUGCCCUCUGGCCUGCCUGCCAUGCAACAGUUCAUUUCUGGUGUACAUCAUCCAGAACAGUCGGUUAUCAUGCCACCUCACAGUGUGCCUGGAGGCUUAGGACGCAUGUCUCCUCAUCGGGUUAGUCAGUCAAUUCCAGUGGGGCAUCUUGUCCAAGGAGAUGUACGGGUCAAUACUCCACCCCUCUCUGUGAUGAGCUACGGGAUGCAUAGUGAGUCUCUUGCCUCUCCUUGGUCUGGUCCCAUGCAGCAACGGCCCACCUCACCCCAAGCUGUUGGCAGAGACAAAGUUCUCAAGGUAAACCCCAGUUCAUUGAGGAGUCUUGAGCAGGAACAGGAAGAAACCAGACGUUUUCACCAGGCUGCUGGGAGACAAGCUGCCACACAGCUAAAACCGGACACUAUGCAGCCAGAUCCUCGCGGGCCAUUGCGGAAUAGUGUCCAGUUAGAAACAUACAUGACACAAAGAGAUAUGCGUGUGCUCCUGCACCAACAGGGGGACCGUUUGGCCACAGAUGCUCAUUCUGGACACAUUCAAGACACUCUUCCCCCCUCUUCAGCACCUUCUAGCCUACCCUUAUCCUUGUCUCCAAGAGCACAUGUUUUGCCUAAAGGUGUUUCUGAGAAGGAUAUAACAAAGCCAUUGGAAGCAAAGAGGCCACACUCCCCUCUUCCUAAAGAUGGAAUGAUGGCAAUCCGACAAUCUGGGCAAGCGAUGGCAUCUCCCCAGAGAGUUCAGCUACUAACACCAGGACCUAGUGGGUCAUUCCCAGAGUACUCAGGGAUGUACUCAAACCCAAGAGGCAUCCAUUCUCAAAUGCCAGAGACGUCUUCUGUUGGACUUAACCAGCCACCACUGAGUGUCACACCCACCAUGGGUGCGGACCUCCAGCCAAAACCAGAUGGCAAGAUGACGCAACCUGUUAAUAUGGUGCAGUUGCUUAAGAAAUACCCCAUUGUGUGGCAAGGCCUGCUGGCACUGAAGAAUGACACAGCUGCAGUCCAGUUGCAUUUUGUCUGUGGCAACAAAGCUUUGGCUCAUCGAUCACUGCCCCUUCAAGAAGGAGGCGCAUUGCUUAGGAUUGUACAGAGAAUGAGGCUAGAGGCUUCGCAACUAGAAAGUGUAGCCCGAAGAAUGACGGGAGACACUGACUUCUGUCUUCUCCUCGCUCUGCCAUGUGGACGAGAUCAAGAUGAUGUCCUAAACCAAACUCAAGCUCUAAAGGCUGCAUUUAUCAACUAUUUGCAGGCAAAGUUGGCUGCUGGAAUCAUCAAUAUUCCUAACCCAGGUUCCAAUCAGCCUGCAUAUGUGCUACAGAUUUUCCCACCGUGCGAGUUUUCUGAGAGCCACUUAUCCCAGCUCGCCCCUGACCUUCUCAACAGGAUCUCCAGCAUCUCACCACACCUCAUGAUUGUCAUCACCUCUGUGUAACUGUCACUGCUGGGAACCAUCCCAGAGAUGGAUGUUCUUGCUGAUGAGCCUCAGGAAACCAGAGGAAUAAGAGAAUUUUUGUUUUUUCUUCCUGGACACAAUGGGAAUGUGUAGGACGUACUCUAUCAACUUUUUGCUUUUUCUCCCCAUCAGUCUUUUUUUCUUUUGUCACUCUGGUAUUUUUGUCCUUCUCAAAUGAACUCAGGGAUGGACCAAACCAGAAUCAGUCUUAUUCAACCAUUUCUCUGCUGUAUUUCUAUUUAUUGGAGUUUAAUUUUAAUGUUCGGAGAUGCUCUGAAGAAAAAUCAGGAUGUUUGAUGAACAAGAAUGAGUGACUAUCUGGGUGGCCUUUUUUUUCAUCUGUCUUUUAUUGAUUGUCAUUCGUUUCUUCUCGAGAGAGGAUCAUGUAAGCUGUUGUACCACAAUGGCUAUGAAGACAUUUCAACAUGAAAUUUUAAAUAAUUAUGUACAGACUUCCUCGCCCAGGCUUUCUUUAGAGGAGAAAGAAUUGUAAAACUAUGGAGACCCUGUAGAGGACCACUUCGUUUAACAGCUCCUUUAAUUCCACCAGCUCUGCUCAUUUUCUCACACUACUGAAGCAGUCACACCUGCCUUUGCAUCGAACAAGCUACAGUUUGAUUUGGGAGUUUUUGAAUACAGUACUUUGUAAAUAUUUUAAAUAUUUAAACUUUGACAAUGGAACUUGACAGAGACAUGAACUCUGGGACACCAGAACGCAGAGUGUGGAAAUUCAAAUGGAUGUCCUUGAUUUUUGGGUGUAAAUACUUGUAACACAAGAAGGUUGGCAAACUCUCCUGUGGAGUCUGCUGUUGGCACUUCAUAUUUUGUAACUCAAAUAAAACAAACUCCAGAAAACUUGAA